AUGGCGGCUCAAGCACCCCCGACGGAGGAGCUUAGCAAGCUAAGCGUCGAGGACGCGAGCACCAAACCAAAGCCGGAUGCGUCUGCGGCGGAUAACGGGAACUUGAACGACAGCGACGACUCCGACGAUGACGCUGAGGGAGCCGCCCCUGCCGCAGGCACAGGAGCCACCAAGAAAAAGAGGAAGAGAAAGCCCAAGAAGAAGAAGAAGAACCCGACCCAGCAAUCCGACCCGCCCCGCGUGUUGAUUUCGCAGUUGUUCCCGGAUAAGAUAUACCCUAAGGGUGAGGAGGUUGAAUAUGUGAAUGAGAAUAGCUACCGCACCACAAAUGAAGAGAAGCGCCAUCUCGAUAAUCUCAAGAGCGAGUUCUUGAACGACUACCGCCAUGGCGCCGAGGCCCAUCGCCAAGCCCGUCAGUGGGCGCAGAAGAACAUUAAGCCCGGUCAGACGCUGACGGAGAUCGCCAAUGGUAUUGAGGACUCGGUCCGCGCCCUUGUCGGGCAUCAAGGACUGGAAGAGGGGGAUGCGCUUAUUGCGGGCAUGGGUUUCCCGACCGGCCUCAGUAUCAACCACUGCGCGGCGCAUUACACGCCGAACGCGGGCAACAAGAUGGUGUUGCAGGAAGAUGACGUGAUGAAGGUUGAUAUCGGCGUCCAUGUCAAUGGCAAUAUCGUCGACAGCGCCUUUACUCUUGCAUUUAACCCCCGGUACGACCCGCUCCUGGAAGCCGUGAAGGCUGCUACCAAUGCAGGCAUCAAGGAGGCUGGCAUCGACGCGAGGCUCGGUGAGAUAGGCGGAGUGAUACAGGAAGUCAUGGAAAGCUACGAGGUGGAAAUCAACGGCACGACCUACCCCGUCAAGCCCAUCCGAAACCUGAACGGGCACAGCAUUCUCCCGUACAACAUCCACGGUACGAAGAGUGUGCCUAUCGUCAAAUCCAACGACACCACCAAAAUGGAGGAGGGAGACGUGUUCGCGAUCGAAACAUUCGGCAGCACGGGCGUUGGCUACGUGCGCGAAGAGGGUGAGGUAUCGCAUUAUGCCAAGCGCGGUGAUGCAUCUAAGGUCGACCUCCGCUUGAGCUCCGCCAAGUCGUUGUUAAGCGUCAUCAACAAGAAUUUUGGUACCCUCCCAUGGUGUCGGCGAUACCUAGACCGUCUCGGCCAGGAUAAAUACUUGCUGGGGUUAAACAACCUCGUCGCAAACGGCAUCGUUGAGUCGUAUCCACCCUUGGUGGACAAAAAAGGCUCGUACACAGCGCAGUUCGAGCAUACCAUCCUCAUCCGACCCACUGUGAAGGAGGUCAUCAGCCGUGGCGAGGACUUCUAG
Messenger RNA from Dichotomopilus funicola, 1329 nucleotides. Its product is annotated as peptidase M24, structural domain-containing protein. Gene Ontology annotation, cellular component: cytoplasm. Gene Ontology annotation, biological process: proteolysis. The record is from RefSeq and is a predicted model, not a curated record. The transcript has 4 exons. Gene Ontology annotation, molecular function: metalloaminopeptidase activity. Lineage: Eukaryota; Fungi; Ascomycota; Sordariomycetes; Sordariales; Chaetomiaceae. The coding region runs from base 1 to 1329 and encodes 442 amino acids.